Messenger RNA from Dendronephthya gigantea, 1310 nucleotides. Its product is annotated as placenta-specific gene 8 protein-like. The coding region runs from base 267 to 815 and encodes 182 amino acids. The record is from RefSeq and is a predicted model, not a curated record. The transcript is spliced from 4 exons. Lineage: Eukaryota; Metazoa; Cnidaria; Anthozoa; Malacalcyonacea; Nephtheidae.
UAGUUGGAAACGGAUUGUAAACAUUAAAACGUAGUUCUUUAAGCUCUGUUUGUUCCUUGCUGUCAUUUUGUUAUUUAUCAUUUUCAACCGUGAUCCGCGCUUCCUAAAUUGGCAUACGGGACUGUCUCGUCUAGAUCAGUAUAACUACAUUCUGUGGGAGGUUAAAAGAUCGAGGAUAACAGACAAGUUUCAUUAGACAUUUUCACGCUUUUGUCAACAACUAUAUUUCUCAUUGGAGUACAUAAAACUCGUCGUUAAGUGGUCAGAUGUACAACGCAGGAGUUGAGCCGGAGAAAGGUGGAGCGACUGCCCCCUAUUACAACCCCCAACCCGAAAACCAGGAUAUGUCCACCCCCAUUCAACCUUUCCCCUCACCUCAACCUGGUCCACCUGGUUACCCUCAACAACCCAUGCAGCCAUAUCCCCCCGCGCCAAUGCAACAACAACCGGGAGGUUAUAACACCACCAACACAACCAACACAACAGUUGUGAUUCAACAGCAACCAACUGCGGUCGUUAUUCAAGGUCCUAGAGAUUGGAGCUCUGGGUUAUGUGCCUGCUUUGAUGACUGUGGAGUGUGCCUCGUUGGGCUGUGUUCUUGCAUGUGUGGGAUGCCUGUCAUUGAAUGCCAGGUCAGCGGCGCUGCUGGAGAGUGUUGCUGUGUCGGAGUGUGCUGUCCGAUUGCCCUGCGGACGAAGAUACGAACGAGACACAACAUUCAGGGAGGCAUCAUUGACGAUUGCUGUGCUCUGGCAUUUUGCCAUUACUGCGCUUUUUGCCAAAUGCAACGAGAAAUUAACAUGCAUGGAAUGUGAAAUACGAAGCAGCUCUCAUGAAACAUUUGCACUUUGGACGAUCAAAUCAUUUACGCGUAUCAUUUUAAAUCAUAUAUAACCUUAUAUAACAUAAUGUAAUUUUAUAAGUUGGUAAGAAAGCAUGAAAACUUGUAUGUAGUCGUAGAUAGCUACUUCUCGUAGUUUAUUUUACGUUGCAUAAUCAUAGAGCAUUUUCCUUUAUACGGUAAAAACGGUCAGACCGGUCCUGUUUAUUUUGGUACAGACGGAUUACUGGUAUUUUAGAGUGUUUCAAGAACUCUGCAUUCAAGUUAUUAUCGUUAUUUACAUCAGCCUAGCACGGGAAAUGCAGUUCCACCGGUGAAAUACUGUAUUUCAAUUCAAAAUACAACCGGUCUGACCAUUUCGGUCGCUUAAAGGAAAGCGCCCAUAUAGAGACGAAAACUCUGAAUAUACAUCGUAUGCUUUGGUUAUAAUUCUUAGCAGUUAUUUAGUUUACUGAUAAUUAAAAGUAAU